Lytechinus variegatus (green sea urchin) is the source of this 1976-nucleotide messenger RNA. RefSeq lists its product as uncharacterized. The record is from RefSeq and is a predicted model, not a curated record. Lineage: Eukaryota; Metazoa; Echinodermata; Echinoidea; Temnopleuroida; Toxopneustidae. The transcript is spliced from 2 exons. The coding region runs from base 829 to 1836 and encodes 335 amino acids.
CUCAUUUAACGCAUUUAUUUUCCAGGAUCAGAUGUCUAUGUACACAAAUAAUGUAAAAUAAAAAUAACCAAACUUAAGUUUGUUUCUCUAAAUUAAGAGAUCAAACCUAUAAAAUAUACAAAAUCAUUUUAAAUCGAAAAGCAAUGAAAUAAGAUAGCCUUCAUAUGAACAAAUAAUUUGAAAAUAUUAGUUAUCUGAUUAGAAUACAUGAUUAGAAGUUUACAACAAUAACAUGAUGAUGUUAUCAAUUUCCCAAAUGUACAAUCAUUGUGCUUUGUUUUCAGAUGAUUCAAUUAAAUAUAUUAAAGCAUCUGGGAAAACAUAAUCUUGUUUCUAUUCAGGUAAAAUGAUUUUGAAAUUUAAUUGAAUUUUGCAACAUUUUUCCCUCUUUACUCAGGAAUCCUUGUGAUGUAUUACUCUUCUCUAAAAGGGACAACUGCCGACAGGAACGAAAAAACAAUUGUUCAUAAAGUCUCCUCAGCAGACCUAGAAGUUCAGAGGAAUUGCAGCUACUAAAUGUGGACAAAGCAGACUUUUGGGGAGGAUUAAUGUAACUUAUCAUUUUGGCAAGAAACAUAUUGAUACGGACAUUUAAUAUCUUCUUCUACAUCUCUACCAAAAUCUAGUAUAAUUUGUAGUGUAUGCACAUUCUAAUAUUUCAAGGUUGACAUUUUCAGAGGAAAAAAAUUGUCAAGAAAUCCCCAGAACUGUCAAGAGAAAUGUAAACCUAGCAUUUGUAAACCUUGAAUUAAAAAAAAAUAACUAUCCAAAUCUGCCUAUACUAAAAGCAUUGUGUUUGGGUUUUACUUCAAUUUCUUCGGUCACAGGAUGGUUACUUAUGUUUUCAUAUUAGUACUAACACUAGCUUCCUGUGCUGCUAAAAUAAUGCAUGUACAGGAGGGAGGUGAGGUAGAACUUCAUUUUUCAUAUCCAUGUAACAGUACAAGGAUCACACUGCAAUAUGGAUAUAAAGCUCCUUGCUUCAGCUCAAAUCCAUGGUCGAAGUCAAUGCCACCCAAUCAGGAACUUGAAAUUGAGGAUGAAACUGACGAUUGUUGCAUCAAAUUAACAAUCAGUCCUGUUUCAAAAGAUGACGCAGGAACGUACAUUCUGACUGCGUACAGGAAUGGCAUCAGGCUACCGGAAUACCCGAGAAUCGGACUGAGGGUUGCGUAUCCCCCAAGACAGGCUUCCUGCGAAAUAAAUGAUGAUAAUUCGGAUAACAAUGCGGAGUGGUUAUCACUGCACUGUAGAGCUCCACAAGGGACUCUGCCAGGUCAGAUUAUAUGCUAUCAAGAUGGAAUGAGAUUACCCAACAGGAAUGGACCAAGAGAGAGUGGGGGCCAUGUAAGACAGGAGCUCUUGGCUAGACUUGAUGGUUUUGUACGAUGCUGUUCCUCAACAAUAGAUCACAUCAAGGAAGAGCGUAAUUGUACAGACUGGGGAUGGGAUCCUAUGAGUGAUAGGAUCUUUGAGGACAUCUCACAUCUCACACCUGAAGCAAGGUCUACGGAUCAAACAAACCAUCUCACAUCAGAUACGGUCACUGUAAACAUAACAACAACUACUCCUGAUAUUGCUGAAUCAUUUCCAAAUCGCGAAACAGAACCAGUAGAAUAUGCUGAAAGUCAAAGAAGCAAUCUUCAAUGGGUAGUGUCCUUUACGCUAUCAAUGUCCUUCUCUGUUAUCAUAAUUAUCAUUUUAAGCAUUAAAUACCAUCACAACGUAAAGGAGAUGCAGCACUUAAAAAGCAGCUUACCACCGAAAAAUGCCUCACAACCAGGGAACACUUGCUUACAGUCACCAAAUAAAUGUCCAGAUGAAAGCAAUGUGUAAUAUUGACAAUUCAGACCAGGGCCCAGUUGUUUCACAAAGAUUAAGUAUAAUACCGUCAGACUUCAAAUGCCAGGUUAGGUACAAUAUUAAAGGACAAGUCCACCCCAAAAACAACUUGAUUUGAAUAAAAAGAGAAAAAU